AUGGCAUACGCCAACAUCGCAUCAGCAGCACCACCACAACCACACAGCGCCCAGGGAACACUUACUCUCCAGAUCCUCAAGUUCUCAUAUACUACCACCUCAGCAGACCGCGCUACUCCAUUAGCAUGGACAUACCUCUCAGGUGGCUCGGACUUGCUGGCUUCUUUCCCCACUGUUCGCGUGCGGGAUGAGUCUUCAAAAUGGACGAGGGAGAGCAGACUUUUGAAUGUGAUGAAAGGACGUGAAGUGUUGGAAGAAGUAGAUCUAGGAUUACUCGCACAGAAAGGGUCUUCGAACGCUGGGGGAGAUGCGAAAGCUCCAGUGGCUAUUAUUGUGAAAUCUGUGUUGAAAGAAGCAAGAUGUCAAAUUACCGAACCCCCAGUAACUAUACCGCCAUCGUCCUAUACAACAACCGCACCGGGCUCUGGCUAUGGAGGUACGGAUUGUCAGAAUGUCCCACCGACCCCAGAGUCAGUAAUAACAUCUACAUGCUAUUACGCUGAUGGGCCGGGUACUCGACCUGUGUCAUCUGCCUUUGCGGAAACGCGCCCGUCGUCUAUGGAAUCAUCAAUUACUCUUCCGAACUUGCCUAAUGCUCGUCCAAGUUCGAGCCUGGUAUCGUCUCGGCCAUCUUUCCAGCAGCCACAGCAGGCACAGGCACGGAUACAGGCGCAAGACACGACUAGGCCAUCGACCGCCCCAACGUUCCUCACCACCGAUUCCCUCAGCCAGUUCCUCCCUCCAAGGAGAGAACUGCCAUUCGCUAAAGCAAAGAAGAGGCCCGCUCAACAAUCUCCACAGGGUAGCCCCAGCCCCAAGAAGGUAGACAACCUUGGCCAAGGGAGGGAUAAUCAGCAGCAUGCUCGUCCGGUAGGUGCAGAUAUUGUAACCAGGACGCCAAACAUAGUUACACCACUUGUGGAAUCAAGCCUACAACAGGCGAUCCAUGAGAAGGUGAGGGAGAAAGUAAGCGAGAAUGGGCGAGAAUUGGGCGGUGGAAUCCCAAGAACCCUUCUCCCGUCGCCGAGUAUCUCUCCGCAGAAGAAAGGAGGAGGCCAAUACACCAUAGAGAACAACACGAUCACCAUUACAGACACAGAAGCGUCUGCCAGCGAGAAUAUCAAUUCCAACCGCAGGAACGAAAAGUCGCCCCCUUUCACCCGCGAAGAUUUGGCAAGCUACGCCUCGCUCCCUAGUGCCGAACGAUCCGACCUGAUCGAGUCGUGGGUAUGUCAGCAGCUGCAGAGCGACUCGUUCAUCACGCUUUGCCAGGACAUGGAGGGAGUCUGGAAGCGAGUUGCGUUUGGACUCUGA
Arthroderma uncinatum is the source of this 1314-nucleotide messenger RNA. RefSeq lists its product as uncharacterized. Gene Ontology annotation, biological process: reciprocal meiotic recombination. NCBI's taxonomy places the organism in Eukaryota, Fungi, Ascomycota, Eurotiomycetes, Onygenales, Arthrodermataceae. The record is from RefSeq and is a predicted model, not a curated record. The transcript is spliced from 4 exons. The coding region runs from base 1 to 1314 and encodes 437 amino acids.